This is a messenger RNA of Striga hermonthica, 1346 nucleotides long. The record is from the annotation of a GenBank genome assembly. Lineage: Eukaryota; Viridiplantae; Streptophyta; Magnoliopsida; Lamiales; Orobanchaceae.
UAUGAAUACUCGCAACAACAACCGUAACCGUCAGGCAUCCCCGCAACCUUCUCCGCCUCGUCAGCACCAGGCCCCUCGGGCCAUGGACCUCACUCAGCUUAUCGUCCAGUUUAAGAGGAUGAAUGCACCCACUUUUGCGGGGACUGAGGACCCCACAGCGGUGCUGGAAUGGAUGAAAGAGCUGGAUAAGAUUUAUGUGGUACUUCCCCUUCUGGACCGUCAGCGGGUAUCCUUCGCAGCUUAUCAGAUGAAGGAGGACGCCUCUGACUGGUGGAUUGACCACUGGGCCCGGAGGCUAGAGGCGGAGCUCCAUUCUCUCACUUGGGAGCAGAUGAAAGUGAUGGCGCGCAGCAAGUUCCUUCCCCAGAGCUCUUGGGAUAGGAUGGAGCAUGAGUUCUACCACUUGCAGCAGGGCAGCUCCACAGUGGAUGAGUAUAUCCGCACUUUCACCCGCAUGUGCCUUUUUGCGGGCGACGCAAUGAACACCGAUGCCAAGAAGGCCCGCAAGUUUCUCAAGGGGCUCAACCAUAGGAUCCGUGAACUGGUGGGAAGUCACGGGCCGAUGUAUUUUGCCGACACUGUUAGUCGGGCUCAGGAGGUAGAGAGUUGUCUCAUUCCGAUAGCUCCAGUUCCUUCCUAUUAUCAUGCUUCCCAGUCUUCUCAGACCGUUGCUCAGUACGCUCAGCCCAUCUCAUCUGUGCCGCCCGGCUCUAGUUCGGGCAAGAGAAAGUCCGACUUCCAGAACAAGAAGAAGGGUAAGAAAGGAAAUUUUGAUAGGCGCGACAACCGGUCCUCCACUGGCCAAACCUGCCCGAAAUGCGGCCGAUCCCACAGUGGCGAGUGCUUAGCUAACCAACGCAACUGCUUCAACUGCAACCAUCCGGGACACUAUGCCAAUGUCUGCCGUGAGCCGAAGAGACAACAACAGCAACAACCACCCUACCCUCAGCAGCAGCAACAGCUUCCCCCACUGCCACCUCAUCAGCAGCAUCAACAGCCCCCACCGUUCCAGCAGAGGGCUGGGGGUCAGGCCCGAGUCUAUACCAUCACCCAUGAUGAGUCCGCCCACAAUGCAGGUACCAUGUCCGGAAUGCUUUCGAUAUCCCAUGUGCCUGUCUUUGCUUUAUGUGAUACCGGUGCUACCCAUUCUUUUAUUUCUUCUCGUUGUUUGGAGGCCUUAUCUAUUAGCACCGUGCAUGCUUGUGAUCCUCUCGAGGUUAGUUGGGCCUCGGGAAAAAUUAUUAUCUCUGAUUCAGUGGUUCGCAAUCUUCCUAUCUGUAUUGGUGGUCGAGUUCUGGGGGCCGACGUCUAUGUAAUUGAUAUGCAAGACUUUGACGUGAUCUUGG